ACAGUCGGCUCGACAUUUGUAAUCUUGCCUUACUCUCGCUUGUUGUAUUUGUUCUUUUCCAGUCACUUUGCGCAUCCCGAGUCAACGCGGUCAAGCACCCGAUCGCCAGCAGUUUGGGUGUGAACGCGACGUAAAGACCCGAAGGCAGCCUUCCAGCUUUCCUCCGCUCAGAUUUCGCAAGCGGUCGCGACGUGAGUGCCCAGGUCACGAAGACCGUCAAGCUGCGGGAUUCCUCUUCCAGUUCCGUGCAGCUCUUGAAAUCGCCCCUUCGCUUCCAGAAAAUCCUCUUCAACAUAGCGCACCGCCAACGCAUCUCCUCCGAUGAGUGCCGUCAUGACCAACUCCCAGACCGCCACCAUCCCGCGUACCGCCAAACCCCCUCCCUCUGGACCUGCGCCUCCCGCACCCGCUGCCGUUCCUCCGUCCACCGCCCAUCCGCCUCCUGCGAACAGAGCCCAUCCACCACCUCAUAAUCAUCCGCCCGCCGUCAAUGGCAUGCACAGCACUCAGAAGGGGAAGAAGAAGAACGAGCCGGCACCUGUCGAUCCUGCAACCAUGUACGAGAGUCUAAAGAACAGGAUCGCAGCGCUAGAGGAGGAAGAGGUACUCGAGGAGGAAGAGGAGAGAAGAUUUGCGGAGGAGGCUCAGAAGUCCGUCGUGGGCAUGGAAGAGAGAGCGAUUCAUGCAAAGUACAUUGAACUGUUCGCCGAACUCAAACGCUUGGAGCGGGAUCACCAGAAAGAAAAGCAGAAGUUGAUAAAGGACAAGGAUGCAGCAAAGGGCCAGCUGACCAAGGCAAAUCAGACGAAGGUGAAAAUGGAGAAUCUGGCACGCGAGCUCCAGAAGGACAACAAGAGACUAAGGGAGGAUGGCAAACGCCUCGCCCACUCGGUGGAAGAGGCACAGGACGAGAUCAUCCAGAUGAAGAAGGACAUGACCAAACGUGCGGAGAAAGCCAAGCUGCAAGACACGAAAUUCCGCGACAUGCCUGACAUCGUCGUGAAAGUCAUCUGCCGCUACCGUGAAGAGCUCUUCUUCCGCAUCUCGCGCAAGACCAAGUUGUCCAAGCUAUUCAACGCGUGGACUGAGCGCAUGGAGGCCUCUAGCAUCGUGAAGAAGUCAGAUGGAUUCAACGGAGGGAAUCUGUCCAAUGGGUCAGGCAAGUCAGACGCGAGCGCGCACUCGACGAGCUCAGUGCACGUGCCAAGCACGAACACUCAGUUCGUGUUCACGCACAGUGGGAGGGCUGUAGAUGCGGAGCAGACGCCAGAGGAGGCGGGCAUCGAAGAUGGGGACGAGAUUCUGGCGGUCGAGUUGAUGGAUCUGACGGAAGGCCCGGGGACGGAGUUUCUGGAUGAGGGUGAGCCUCGACGUCAGAAGCUGAGGAAGCACUGGACCGAUAAUCCGAAGGAAGCUGUGAGAACGUUAGAAGAGAUCUUCGAUGGCGUCAUCCGUGAACGUUUAAAGGAGGUCCUACGGCAAUACGAGCUCCGAGAACGACAUUUCGAAUGUGUCAUACGCUCGAAGGAACUCGAGGUUCUUCUCUCUCGUGCAAGAGCAGCAGAACAGAAACAGCUGGCUGAGGGCGAGAAAGUUCGUGCUGAUAAACUUGAAGACGAGAGCCAGCAUCUUCGAAAAGAAUUAGAAGACGCUCAGAGAGGCCAGACAAUGCUCGUCGACAGACUCAUAACGUGCUGCAAGGAGCCAAAUGCAGAACGGACACAACGUUUGUUUGCAUCUCUUCGAGACGAGCUGGAAAAGCGGGGGCGAGGGACAAAGUCGAUUGAGGGUGCUGUAGGAGGGUGAUACCUGACGUGUACAUCUACCCGUCACAAUCCUCACUUCAGCUGCUGCCCCUUGAGCUUCAAGUGUGUGAAGUCAACUGUCAUCCAUCAACUCAGGUACAAUAUUCAAGCCCCAAGUCCUUAGGCCUCGACUUCGAGUUCGUCUGAAAUGCGUGUAAAAGGAGUUAUGAAUGCUGUCCAGGAGGGUAUUAUAUCGUAGCGUACGCAAACCCAAAGUCCAUUCCGAAGUCCAUGAUGAUCUCCAGUCCAAGCUGAUAUUGUUCGCACGAUCUCUAAGCUAGGACGUCAAACUCCUCUACCGAACUGAUCAACCCCGACCGAGUGAACGUCUUGCCCUUGACUGACUCGAGGCCUUCGCCGGCGUAUGUGACCAGCGGCGAUAUUUCGAUCUCGACGCCGGCGUUGACAGUGGCACCUGCGUGCUCGAGGAAACGACGGUGCUGCGCCAGAAGGUCGCGACGGCUGGUCUCCGGAUCGUCCGAGCCCGUUCCGGGUGCGUUCUUAAGCGGGCUGAAUUCCUCGUUCCGCGCGACCUCGAGCACGGCGAAGCGCUUCGAAAACGGCAGUACGUCGAACACGAAUAACUCGAGCUUCAUCCCAUUCGGCUUGCCUGGCUUAACGGACUCGCCACUCUCCAGCGAGACGUGGGGGAUCUUCUUUCGUGCGAUGUGAAACGCGAGCUCGUUCUCGAACGCCUCAACGUUGUUCAGAAACGCGGUCGUGAAGAAAUGGUUUGCGAUAUUGCCCGCGCGGAAUGCGAGCUCGCCUGUCUCCUCAUCGCGUUUCUCCGCCUGUUCUAUAGUGAUCUCCGAGUACUCGACCACCCCAAACUUGCUGCCGCGGCGGGCGACGACACCUACAGACUCCGUGGGUGAAGCCUUGGGGACGACCUUGGCGGCGCAGUCCGACUGCUUGCCGAUGCUGUAGCCGAGGAAAACGGGAUCGGCGACGCGGACG
This is a messenger RNA of Heterobasidion irregulare TC 32-1, 2762 nucleotides long. RefSeq lists its product as uncharacterized. The record is from RefSeq and is a predicted model, not a curated record. Gene Ontology annotation, molecular function: syntaxin binding. The transcript has 12 exons. The coding region runs from base 322 to 1806 and encodes 494 amino acids. NCBI's taxonomy places the organism in Eukaryota, Fungi, Basidiomycota, Agaricomycetes, Russulales, Bondarzewiaceae.